Molecule: messenger RNA, 1652 nt
Organism: Dreissena polymorpha
Lineage: Eukaryota; Metazoa; Mollusca; Bivalvia; Myida; Dreissenidae
Product: pseudouridylate synthase RPUSD4, mitochondrial-like
Exons: 1
Coding region: 1-1449 (482 amino acids)
Biological process (GO): pseudouridine synthesis
Molecular function (GO): pseudouridine synthase activity; RNA binding
Source: RefSeq, a predicted model, not a curated record
AUGGAAGCAACAAAAAUAUGUAGGUUGGUUAAGUGCAUAAAUCGGUUCAAGAGGGCAAUAUUAUUUAACCAUGGAGUAAAUAGAUGUUUUUCUGAUGUAAACUUUAUUGAUAAAGAACAGGUUAGUAAUAAAGAACACGAUGAUGAAGAUUUUUUUGGUGUCAAUUGCAAUUCAAUAGGAACUCAUGCUGAGGCCAAGCACAUCGAUUCUUAUGCAGAUAAAAUGGAAGUUGUCAUUGAAAAACGCCUGCAGGACAAUGAACUCUAUCGGGAUAACUUUGAAUCGGCAAAAAAGAAUAACAGUAAAAAAUUAGAAAAGUUAAACACACCAGUUGAGAAGAUUCGUCAGCCUGUCAGAAAUACUGUUCAAACCCAAUCACAAGACCAUGUUGAAAUGUAUAAGGCGAAUGCUGAAGUGUACACAAAUACACAAAGGUCAUUUGACAGAACUGAUGUUCAAAGUGUAAAAGAUAAAAGCGUUCACUCAACAUCUGAUGAUUCUUCCGUGUAUAAUCUUGCAAUCAGAAUAAGGGAAAAAAUUCAGAAAGACAACAAUAUUAAUUUGGUUGGAAAAAUGAAUCCAAAAGAAUUCAGCAAGGAUGGAUACAAAAUUCUUAAAAACCAGAUUCCACACUUGCAGAAUGCAUCAACAGUAGAUAUUGUAGCCGUGCUUCGAAAAAGUAUUAUUUACAACAAAAACGACAUAGUUGCAAUCACUAAACCUUAUGGAUUGCCUUCACAUGGAGGUCCUGGCAUUGCUCAUUCAGUCGGUGACUUUGUUAAUGAUAUUAUACCAAACAACACACUGUAUCCAGUUCAUAGACUAGACAAAGAAACAACAGGUGUAAUGAUUUUAGCUAAAAGCAUUGGUAUGGCCGAACUUUUGACCGAACACUUUGUUUAUAAACAUGAUGUUGUUAAAAAGUACUUGGUUAUUACUAAGAACAUUCCAGAAAUAGAAAUGGGGCAGAUAGACAUUCCUAUUUUGGAAGGAACUGUUGAUGGCCGUGCUAGAAUGGCACUCAGACCAUACAACACACCAGAGUUACAUGCUGUGACUGAGAAACGGUCACCAGGACAGACUGCAGUGACUAGAUAUAAAGUUUUGUCAAAAGGAUCUCACUGUGCACUGCUUGAAUGCAUGCCGUUAACAGGAAAAAAACAUCAAGUUAGGGUGCAUCUGGCAUUUGGCCUCAAUUGUCCAAUUUUAGGUGAUCAUAAAUAUGCACACUUACACAAAAUGGCUCCAAUGAGAUUGCAUCCGGAUAUUCUUGAAAUGUUAAAGAUAUCACAAAGUGGUGUGAGGCAUUUGGCAAUGCAUUUGCAUGCAAGGUCUAUCAUGAUACCUAAUUUUAGUAAUGGUCAAGCAGUGUUUGUUUCUGCACCUCUUCCUCCUCACUUUGUUCGCAAUUUGAAUGAUUUGAAGCUCAAAUUGCCUCCACAUACAUAGCGCUGGAUAUUUUGUGUUCAUAAUAUUUUUCUUUUUCAUACAAACAAAGCAAAUAAUUAAAUUUCAACUGGUCUUCUUACAUGAUAUGUUAAAAUGGUACAAUGUACCUUUUUAAAGAUUUUUUUUUUAAUUUUAUUUCAUUUAUAAGAAACUGUUUGUGUACUUCUAUCAACAGAUUUCAAGAUGUGAACUCCUAUAAUGGA